CCACUAGCACCCGUACAUAAACUUACAAUGGAUGAAGUCUAUGACUCAAAAACUGGUAAACCAAAUUUUGAUGCCUUGAGGCAACACUUUCAACUUGAAGGUAGAAUAGAAGAGGAGCCAGCAUUACGGAUUAUAAAUGAAGGUGCCGCAAUACUGAGAAGUGAAAAAAAUAUGAUAGAUGUCGAAGCACCAAUCACAGUGUGUGGUGAUAUACAUGGACAAUUUUUUGAUUUAGUAAAAUUAUUUGAAGUUGGUGGACCACCUGCGACAACGCGUUAUUUAUUCUUGGGUGAUUAUGUCGAUAGAGGUUAUUUUAGCAUAGAGUGUGUUUUGUAUUUAUGGGCUUUGAAAAUCUGUUAUCCUACGACAUUAUCCUUAUUAAGAGGUAAUCACGAAUGCCGACACUUAACAGAAUAUUUCACUUUUAAAACAGAAUGUAAAAUCAAAUACUCUGAACGUGUGUAUGAUGCCUGUAUGGAAGCUUUCGAUUGUCUGCCCCUUGCUGCGCUGCUCAAUCAGCAGUUCCUUUGCAUACAUGGUGGACUAUCACCAGAAAUUUUUACACUGGACGAUAUAAAGAAGCUCGACAGAUUCAGAGAACCACCAGCUUAUGGACCAAUGUGUGAUCUACUAUGGUCGGAUCCAUUAGAGGAUUUUGGUAAUGAAAAGAAUUCCGAUUACUUUACACACAACUCAGUUAGAGGUUGUUCAUUUUUUUUUAGUUACAAUGCAUGCUGUGAGUUCCUGUCAAAAAAUAAUUUACUCUCCGUAGUCCGUGCCCAUGAAGCUCAAGAUGCUGGCUAUCGUAUGUAUCGUAAGAAUCAAGCGACUGGGUUCCCUUCGUUAAUAACAAUUUUCUCGGCGCCCAAUUAUUUAGACGUAUAUAACAAUAAGGCAGCUGUACUUAAAUAUGAGAAUAACGUUAUGAACAUACGCCAAUUUAAUUGCUCCCCCCAUCCCUAUUGGUUGCCAAAUUUUAUGGAUGUAUUUACGUGGUCAUUGCCAUUCGUUGGCGAGAAGGUCACUGAUAUGCUCGUGAAUAUAUUGAAUAUUUGCUCAGAUGAUGAACUUGUUUCGGGGCCAGACGAUGAAUUGGAAGAAGAACUGCGCAAAAAAAUUGUUCUUGUGCCAUUGAACUCAAAUAAUGCACCGCCCAAACCAGCUACUGGAGUUUCCGCACUACGUAAGGAGGUUAUAAAAAACAAAAUACGCGCUAUAGGAAAAAUGUCUCGAGUCUUUUCAGUGUUAAGGGAAGAGUCUGAGUGUGUCUUACAACUUAAAGGGCUUACACCCACAGGUGCAUUACCAGUUGGUGCCUUAUCAGGUGGCAGAGAUUCAUUGCACAGCGCACUCCAAGGUCUCGGUGCUACUCCACAAAUUUCAUCAUUUGCUGAAGCUAAAGGUUUGGAUGCUGUUAAUGAACGCAUGCCUCCAAGACGGCCACUCACUCUUAACAACAAUAACUCUAGCACAAUAAACAAUAACACCACAUCGAAGACAAGUAAUGGUGAUAAGGUUGCCACCAAGAAAAUCGUUAAGCCCGCCAGUGUAAAUAGCACCUCUGUGCGUUCAAGCUACAGCAAAAAAUACUCAUAGUUUGUAAUUCAAGUACUCGUACUUCAAAUAUUUUUAUAACUCAAGUUUUGAUAGUUUAAUUCUAUUAUUAUUGUUUUAUAUAUAAUUUAAUCGCAA
Molecule: messenger RNA, 1692 nt
Organism: Teleopsis dalmanni
Lineage: Eukaryota; Metazoa; Arthropoda; Insecta; Diptera; Diopsidae
Product: serine/threonine-protein phosphatase 2B catalytic subunit 1-like
Exons: 12
Coding region: 28-1596 (522 amino acids)
Biological process (GO): calcineurin-mediated signaling
Cellular component (GO): calcineurin complex; cytoplasm
Molecular function (GO): calmodulin-dependent protein phosphatase activity; calmodulin binding
Source: RefSeq, a predicted model, not a curated record